UGUAAAACAGCUUUCUCGUUUUAGGUCGAUGAGUGCGCUAAAACGAAUUUAAUAUUCAUAAAAUAAUCAUUUUGGUUAUUAUUAUUGGCCGAAGUAAGAAUAUCUUGCGUAUUUAUGAAAGAACUGGCAAUUAAAAGUAAUGAUAAUGGGUUUUGAAAAUUCGCCUUGAGCUGCGAAUUGGUGGCAGUUUAUCAGUCCUAUAAACCCUUUCAAACACCUCCCCAUUGGCAUCUGUUGCCAUCUUAAUAAAUAAUUUCAUUCCUAUAAUUAUUGUUAUACACAUUAAUGUACACAUUAAUUUUUUGAAAGACAUGUAGUGCAACUGAAAGAUAACCACGUUAGAAUGACGGCUGAGGCCGGUUCUGUUGACAAACCACUGACAGCCACGCAUGCCCCAGCUUUUCCGGUACUCGUGGCGAAGCCCCCUCCCCACUUCGAGUACAACCACAUGGCAGUGGUACAAAGUACCCCAUCACAAGCUAGUGAGGUGGCGCCAGAACAGCCAGCACCGUUAGAACCCAGCUGUCCAGCACCUACAGAUUCACCAGAUUCAACAAGCCAGGUAGAGCCCAACCGUUUGGUCCAGGUAAUCGGCGAUGCCCAAGGUACCCUCAUAACGCCACAAACAUCUCAUCACCUAGACAGCAAUUGUGUUAGCAAUAUCUGCAAAGCUAUCACCAACAUGACGCACAAGAAUAGUGCUAAAUUGAUGAUCUGUGCAAUAGGCAUAUUCGUUUGUUACUUCUACUAUGGUGUGCUUCAGCAGAAGAUAACUCAGGGUAUUUACGGUGAAGGUGAAAAUAUUGAAAGUUUCACCUAUAUGUUCGCGCUGGUAUCGUUUCAAUGUGUCAUUAAUUACUUGUUUGCAAAGCUGUUAUUGGUGACGGUUAUGCGAGAGGGUGAAGAUAGUACCAGAACAGUUUACUAUGCAACUUCAGCGCUUUGUUAUUUGCUGGCAAUGGUCAGCAGUAAUAUGGCACUACAGUUCGUUAGCUAUCCUGCACAAGUGGUUGGAAAAGCUGGCAAGCCUAUUCCAGUUAUGCUUCUGGGGGUUCUUCUGGGGCACAAAUCAUACCCUCCUCAGAAAUACCUAUUUGUCUUCCUAAUCGUCCUGGGUGUGGUCCUCUUCAUGUAUAAGGAUGGGAAGUCUUCAGGGAAAUCUGAACGUGUCGGAUUAGGCGAGCUGCUUCUAUUCCUCUCAUUAGCAAUGGAUGGAUUUCUUAGUGCAGUGCAGGAACGAAUGAGAGGAGAACAUCAAACAAAAUCUGGACACAUGAUGCUCAAUAUGAACUUCUGGUCCAUGAUAUUCAGUGGAAUUGUCAUUAUAAUAUCUGGUGAAUUAGUGGACUUUGUAGCAUUUAUAGAGAGACAUCCGAGCUCUAUUAUUCAUAUUUUGACGCUGGCUAUGGCCGGCGCAUUUGGACAAUUUUUCAUAUUUUUAACUGUAGCCGAGUUUGGUCCACUGCCGUGUUCGAUUAUAACUACUACUAGGAAAUUCUUCACUAUUUUGGGCUCAGUAUUACUAUUUGGUAGUACUCUUCUACCAAGACAAUGGGUGGGUACAGCGAUUGUAUUCUCAGGAUUGUUUUUAGAUGCUGUUUACAGCAAAAGUAAAAGUGUAAAAAAACAAACAGAUAAAUAGAUAAGUUCAAUCGAAUUAACUUCCAAAGUUUUUGAUAAUAGAUAGUAUUAUUAAUUCAUCUUUUUGACUUUCUACCGACUUUUGAGAUGACACAUGCGACAAGUGACUUAUAAAUUAUUUCUACGGAUUCUCCCAACAUUUCUACCUGACAUUUUUUAAAUUAAUUUGACUUUUUGAAAUAUAUCCAUGAUUGCUAAUUUUA
Fopius arisanus is the source of this 1844-nucleotide messenger RNA. It is a transcript of the gene meigo, whose product is annotated as Solute carrier family 35 member B1 homolog meigo. The transcript is spliced from 2 exons. The coding region runs from base 344 to 1642 and encodes 432 amino acids. Gene Ontology annotation, biological process: UDP-galactose transmembrane transport. The record is from RefSeq and is a predicted model, not a curated record. Gene Ontology annotation, molecular function: UDP-glucose transmembrane transporter activity; UDP-galactose transmembrane transporter activity. Gene Ontology annotation, cellular component: endoplasmic reticulum membrane; Golgi membrane. NCBI's taxonomy places the organism in Eukaryota, Metazoa, Arthropoda, Insecta, Hymenoptera, Braconidae.